Megalobrama amblycephala (Wuchang bream) is the source of this 3282-nucleotide messenger RNA. RefSeq names its product E3 ubiquitin-protein ligase TRIM39-like. The coding region runs from base 80 to 2551 and encodes 823 amino acids. The record is from RefSeq and is a predicted model, not a curated record. NCBI's taxonomy places the organism in Eukaryota, Metazoa, Chordata, Actinopteri, Cypriniformes, Xenocyprididae. Gene Ontology annotation, molecular function: zinc ion binding; protein binding. The transcript has 10 exons.
AACACGCAACAAAGUGGGCGAGGCUGUGUCGCGCGGCUUCACGGAAGAGAAGGAGUUGUGGUAGUAGAGUGUUGUUGCCAUGCCGUCGAAACGCUGUUAUUUUCACCCCGAUUGCAAGUCUUUUGUGUUUGGCCUUCCUAGGGACACUGGACUUCGGGAACAAUGGUUAAAAUUUAUAUUUAAUUCUGUUCCUGACCAUUAUAAUCCUAAUUUAGCUGUAUGUGCUACACAUUUCACGCAAGGUAGCUUCCAGAACGUAAACGAGUUCAAAGCUGGAUUUGCACGAAGGUUAUUAUUGAAAGAUGGAGCAGUCCCCACUUUAAAAGAUGAAGCUGCUGUUUUUGGGCCCCAACCUUACAGCCCAAAAGUUCGCUUGUGUGCUGAGCAUUUUACGAAGGACAGCUUCCUGAACCUGGGAGAAUACAACGCCGGUUAUACACAAAGACUACUUCUAAAAAAUGGAGCAGUUCCCACUUUGGUCGGACAAUCUGGCGCUUCUGAAUCAAAACGUCAAAAAUCCGCAAUGAUUGAUCUUCAGUACUCUCUUCAGUACUCUCUGAUGGCUCCAAGGAGAAGUACCAAGAAUGGUGUGGAGGACAGCACAGGCAGUAGUGAUGAAGAUAUGGAUAUCUGUGACCGGGACAGUGUGGCCAGCAGUGUGGACAGCACAGCAGAGGAAAUGUUUAUGGAUGGACUUGACUCGAUUCUAGAUCAACCUUCACCUGACCUCUACCCACCAGAGGAGGACUGUGAUUCAGAGGCCAGCCAACAGCAGAGAAAGAGAUUCCGUCUGUCUUCCCCAUCUUCUGCUGCUGAUGGAGGUGGCAGAGAGAGUGGAAAUUAUAAUUUAUCUGGUGUAUCAUCAGAAAGGUGGCACAAUUCAGAUGAAGCAGAUGUUGAACCGCUUCAGCUGGACUUCAGUCCUGUCCAAGAACCUGGGCCAAAGUUUUUACCGAUCAUGUCAUCCUCCAGUGGUCCACUGACUGAGGAGCUUCAGUGCUCUAUAUGUCUGAACGUGUUCACUGAUCCAGUCAGCACUCCAUGUGGACACAACUUCUGCAGGACCUGUCUGAAUAAACACUGGGACGACAACCAGACCUGCAACUGUCCAUACUGUAAAGAAACAUUCAAGCAAAGACUUGAUAUCAAGAUGAAUACCACACUCCAAGAGCUCGUAGAUCACUAUAAAAAAAGUCCUGAGAAAAAACCUGAAGUUCUGUGUGACAUCUGUGAGGAAAGAAAGCUGAAAGCCCUGAAGUCGUGUCUGGUGUGUCAGAGCUCUUACUGUGAAUCUCACCUGGAGCGUCAUUUGAGAGAGGCAGCUUUAAAGAAACACAAAUUGAUCAAUCCUACGAGUAAUCUGGAGGACUAUAUAUGUCAGAAACAUGAGAGACCUCUGGAGCUGUUCUGUAGAGAUGAUCAGACAAUGGUGUGUCUGUCCUGCACUGACGGAGAUCACAAGAACCACAUAACUGUUUUUUUAGAAGAGGAGAGUGAAGCGAAGAAGACUCAACUGAUGAAGACACAGAAAGAUGUGCAGCAGAUGAUCCAGGACAGAAUCAAUAAGAUUCAAGAAGUCAAACACUCAGCAGAAGUCAGAAAAAGAAACACAGAAAAGGAGAAAGCAGCCCAUGUUGAGCUCUUCACUGGUCUCAUCCGCUCCACUGAGAGAUGUCAGACUGAACUGCUGGAGAUGAUGGAGGAGCAGCAGAAAGCAGCAGAGAAACAGGAGGAAGAGCUCAUUGAAGAUCUGGAGCAGGAAAUCACUGAGCUAAAGAUGAGAAACACUGAGCUGGAGCAGCUCUCAAACACUGAAGAUCACCUCCAAGUCCUACAGAUCUACUCAUCCCUGUCUAGCUCUAGAAACACCAGGAACUUGUCUGAGAUCAGUAUGAAGACUGAUGAGUGUCUGGAGACUCGGAGGAGAGCUCUGACUCAACUGAAGGACACUCUACAGGAGAAACACACGCAAAAUGAGCUGAAGUGGAUGCAGCAGUAUGCAGUGGAUGUGACUCUGGAUCCUGAUACAGCUCAUCCAAACCUCAUUCUGUCUGAUGAUGGAAAACAAGUGGAAUGUGGAGACAUUUGGCAGGAAUUCCCAGACAAACCAGAGAGAUUUGAAAAAUAUGGAGUUGUUCUGGGAAAGGAGAGAUUCUCCUCAGGGAGAUUUUAUUUUGAAGUGCAGGUCAAAGGAAACCCUGAAUGGGCUUUAGGAGUGGCCAGAGAAUCCAUUAACAGGAAAGGAAAACUCAAACUGAGUCCCAAUAAUGGAUGCUGGUCUGUGAUUCUGAGGAAGGAGAAUGAAUAUAGUGCCUGUGCUAGUCCCUAUGUCUCUCUGUGUCUGAAAGUGAAGCCACAGCAGGUCAGUGUGUUUGUGGAUUAUGAGGAGGGUCUGGUCUCCUUUUAUGAUGUGGAGUCCUGCUCUCAUAUCUACUCUUACACUGGUCAGUCUUUCACUGGGAACCUCUAUCCAUUUUUUAGCCCAGAACCUAAUGAUAACGGUAAAAACUCAAGCCCACUGAUCAUCACACCUGUCAAUUACAAUAAAUGAAUUUACACCCCUAAUAUGAAGAUGAAAAUGAUUAUUACAAUUAAAAAUCCACAUUUAAAUGCUUGUUUUAGAUUUUAAAAAAUUUCUACGGUUCCCACAGGCUGAAUCAGUUCAAUGUGGUACAUAGAUUGUAUUGCGCCAAAACUAAUUUGAGUAAAAUAUGCCUAUAAUUCUAUUUUUCCAGUUUGUGACAGAUGUGAAAUAGAAGAGGGCUCUUUGUCAUACAUGUUUUGGUUAUGUUCAAAACUGUUUGGACUGCUAUCUUUGACUUUUUUCCAAAAGCUUUUCAAAAGGAGAUCAAUCCUGAUCAUGGCCUUGUGAUUUUGGGAUCCUGAGACAUUAAAAACUCUUCCAAGCUUUCAGCAGCAACCUCUAUUGAUGUGCAUGAUUCUUGCUAAAAAAAAAAAAAUUCUUCUGAACAGGAAGUCUUCAGACUCUCCAUGUUUCAAAGCUUGGUUGCAUUAAUUGCGUCAUACAACUGGAAGGUAUAUGUUCUUUAGAACCUAAAUUCACAGCCAAUUUCAAACUGUAUGGCAGCCCUUCCUGAAUAAAGUAUCAGUAAUGCUAUUCCUGUAUUAAUUCCCCCAUCUCCCCGCCCCUUUUUAUUUCUUUCUUAUUUUUUUCUUUUGAUUCAGUUGAUUACUGUUGCUAAGGUGAUUUUGUAUUGUUCGGUCACUCUUGCAUUUUUUUCUUUCUUUCUUGGUUUGUAUAUUAUGUAGAAACUCAAAAUA